Molecule: messenger RNA, 1522 nt
Organism: Vicugna pacos (alpaca)
Lineage: Eukaryota; Metazoa; Chordata; Mammalia; Artiodactyla; Camelidae
Source: RefSeq, a predicted model, not a curated record
CCCUUCAUCUUAUCUCUAUCUCUGUCUGUCUCGGACCUGGCUGCUCUCAUCUCUCCCUCUCAGUCUCUCAGUCUCUCUCCUUUCCUCCUCUGUCUCUGUCCAUGGGCCUUGGCUGACCAGAGCCCCUGCCCUGAGCCUGUUUUCUCCUCGCAGCCUGACCACACGAUGACCAGCUGGGCUCUGCUGGUGCUGAUGGUCCUGACGUUGGGCAGGACCCUGCCUGUCCCAGCAACCCCUAUCCCAGCCUUCCAGCUCCUCCCUGAGAACUUUCCCCAGGCUACUCCCUGCCCUGUGACCUCGGAGAGCCCCUCAGCCAGCACCACAGGCCUCUCUGCUGCUUGGGGCCACCCCAGCCCUGGCCCCCGCCCUGGUCCCCGCAUCACCCUAUCGUUGGAUGUACCCCUUGGCCUCCUGCAGAUUUUACUGGAGCAGGCCCAGGCCAGGGCUGCGCGGGAGCAAGCUGCUGCCAACGCCCGCAUCCUGGCCCACAUUGGCCGCCGCUGAGCCUGAGGGAGGGGUCACAGUGAUGGAGCCACCCUGGAUGGGGAGACCCAGAGGGCAGUGGCGGAGCUGGGCAGUACUACAUCUGGGCACGGUGCCUCUGGACUCCGCCAUCUGGGGUCACUGCUGUGUGGUGUCACAUCACAUCGGAUUGCCUCAGUGAUAGUGGGUCUGGACAGCCUGGACAUUACCAUGUCGGGUCGCCAAGUGGAGCCUAGGCACUCCUAGGAGCCCCACAGACUUACAGUCUAUCUGGGCAGCUUGGACACUACCAUGGAAGUUCACUACCAUGUGGAGUCCUGUCAUGCCUGGGUCCCACAAUCAGAGCAUCUGGACACCCUCACAUGUGGUCACUGUCAUGCCACUUUCAUGAACCUCAACAUUAGAGCCCAUCAUUGCAUUGGAGACCAGCCCACCCAAGACCAGAUCCAUAGAUCUGCCUGCCACCCACAGGUCGCCACACAGAGAAGUGCUGGCAGAGGGUCACAUGCAUGUUUCGUGCCCCAUGAGGCGGCAUCCACCCCAGAUGGAUGGGGCUGUCAGGGGCAUCUCCAGGCAAGGAUGGAUGGUCAUACGUGGGCGGUCUGUGGCUGUGGCAACCUUGUCUUGUGGGGGUGGGCAGGGUGUGCCUGCAUGUGUGUCUGCGUCUUUGUGUAUCUGACAACUGUGAAUGUGUGUUGAGCAAGGUGAGGGCAUGUGAGGGGGCUGGGAGGAACAGGGGCUUGUCCCCUAAACCUGCAUGAAGCACGCUCAGCACACAGCCGGGCACUGUCUUCCCCACACCCCUGCAUUACCCGGGUUCCGCCCUUCAUUCAACACACAGACCUCGGGGCAGAGGGGAUCAGGCUGCUGGGGCACCGGCCCAACUGCCCCUCCCUCAUUGAACUGUCCUGAGCAAAUGUACUCACCUUUCCAAGCCUCAGUUUCCUCCUCUGUGAAGCAGAGUGAUGCCAAGCUUCUUGUGAGUAUUGAGUUAACAAACGUGAAGGUUCUGGCAUGCAAUAAGCACUCAAUAAAUGUA